GAUUCCUGCUGUGCGACGGUGUGCGGAGAAGCCAGCGACGAUGACAGCUCCAGGAGCGGUUGCUCGGUACCUCGCCGGGUCCUGGGGCGUUACGUCAUGAAGAUGGACGACCACGACGUCCUGGGCGAGGGGACCUCCAGCAUAUGCCGCCGCGGCAUCGACGAGGAGACGGGCAACGAGGUGGCUAUCAAGGUGUACAAGACUGACAAGCGGGGAGGGACUUCCUCGGUGACCUUGAUGAAGUUCCGGAGGCAGAUUGCGGUGCUGAAGCAGCUGCAGGUGCCGCUCUCGAAGCCGGCGGAUCCCAGGCUGUGGACACCGGAGCUGGAGGGCAUCGACCCCUCGCGUAUGUUCGUCCAGCUGCUCGACUACUCCGCGGACGCGGCGGGCUGUCCUGGCCCAGAUGUGACGGACAAGGUAAUGUAUGUGGUCACCGAGAUGGCUUCCUACAGCCUCAAAGACUACAUCAAGGAAAGACGCGAGCAGAGACACCGGCCUUCGGCAAAUACCAUCCAGAUUUUGGCCAGGCAGCUUGUCCUCGUGGUGGCGGGUCUGCACGCCCGCGGCCUCGUGCACUUGGAUUUGAAGCCCGAAAACCUCAUGAUCUUCGGCGGGCUCCUGAAGCUCAUCGACGUCGACGGGUGCGUCAAGAUCAACGAGCAGGUGUCGUGCGAGGACUCGAGCCUGUCGUUCUCGCCGUGCUACUGCGCCCCCGAGUGGGCCGCGUUUGUGCUGGACGAGCUCGACAGCAGGGUCCAUGUCGUAUCGCCAGCUCUGGAU
Prorocentrum cordatum is the source of this 780-nucleotide messenger RNA. The record is from the annotation of a GenBank genome assembly. NCBI's taxonomy places the organism in Eukaryota, Dinophyceae, Prorocentrales, Prorocentraceae.